CACUCUAGCAAAACCAGCCAAGUCAGUUUCAUUCUUACAGCAUAUCAUCCACUUUCUACUGUAUCAUACUAUGGCACCGCACUGUAUCUGCACUCACCGCGUGCCCUGUUAACCCCGCUUCCGUUGGACUCUGGCUCGUGCAAUGUCAAACGCCCUCCCCAUUGUCUGAUCCAAGAGAUCCUUCGAUUCGCCUGUUAAGACAUCCUAGUAGCAUUGCGGAGUGAAGUGCAUAUUGCCUUUUUUUUCUUUUUUUUUCUUUUUCUCGUUUAGCCCAACUUUAUUUUGUUAUCUCAGAUUGGAAGAAGGGUGGGGAUAUCGUGCUUGUUUUCCCUGGAUUGGCUUGUGUUUGAUUGGCUGGGGGGAUGGCGAGGCGAGUGAGAAGGGUUCUGGCAUUUCGGUCGGUGAAUGCCGGAGGGGUUCAACCAGGGACUUGUACAUUGUGAAAAAAGGGUUAGCUUGUUGAGAGGGCUUGCAAGUCAGGGGGAGGAUUUGUGGUGCUCUUAUGUCUUCUUUAUGAGAGUGUCAAAGAGUGACAGGGGUACUUGUAUGAUAACUUCCUAACUCACGAAAUUAUUAAGGUUUGGACAAACCGGGAAUCGCUCGGACAUUCAGAGCAGUUGGCGCCCACACCUACUAUUUGGGUAAACUCCUCGCUCCGGAAUCUACUGGUCAUCCAUCCUCCGCCUUGAACUUCAGAUUUGCUCCCAUGAGAAGAAACUGUUCCUCUAUAGGAAGUUGGCGAGUAUUUAUGAUUGUUCCUCACAGUCACGGUAAGAUCGACUAUUCCAAUGCCGCACUGUAUUAUGGAGUACGGUGUCCUACGCCAAAAAGCCAAAAUAACACAAUCCCAGCAACCCACAUCGGGAUUAUCUCCAGCCCAUUCCACCCACACUGGUCUGCCACCUCCCCCAUCGGAAGCCGGCAGGAGGCCCAUUUCAUCUUCAGGUGUUUGCCACAACAAGAGAAUCCCAUGUCACCCUGUUACCGAGUGCUGGGGGGUCUAACUGUAAGGCACCACCAUGCCAAACCCGGGUAGGUCUCAAUCGAUUUUGUUUUUAAUUUUUUUUAAUUUUUCUUUUCGUCUCUCCGAGGGCUAGUAGUAACUAGAAGUGGGGUAGCCAUCUCGAAAAGAGAGUCUAUUGGGGCGUCGUGAGCUCUACUCUCGUGCGGAAGGGUGGGAAUAGGUGAUCCUUAAUCUAACAGCCGGAUGGAAGUCUGUACCGUGUUAGAGGAGACGGCAGCUGUCGAUAACCACACGUGUCGACCAUUCUACCCGCUCGUCUCCGUCCUAGUUCUAAUGCUAACACUAAGCAGCUUCGUCGAGAGAUGUAGGUUGUUCCCACGGCGGAGAAGGGGAUGGUAUCACAGUACGCCGGUAUCCAUUCAGCGCACCCACUCACCCUUCAUCGGUCUUUCCGAAAUGUAAAUUUCGGGGGGAAAACCCCCCUCCUUUGAUUUCAGCUGGGCCCUGGAGUGUGAUAACGGAUAGAGCAAUGGCCCUGUACAAAUAAACCAGACGCCCACGUUUCGAAUUGCUCCGGUUUCCGCUAGUAUCGUAUGUUUCUAGUUCUUGUUGGAAAGGGUUUUGAUAGUAUGACCCUAGGAUAUAGAACCCUUAGAACUGCCCUUCCAUGGUAUUCAACGGCUUGAACUAAGGAUAUAAAACGCCUUUGGGAAGCCCGCACAUCUUUCCAACACACGAUCUCCACACUUCCCCUCGUCUCCUCCUUCUCCCACUUAACCCCUCCUAUAACUUCCUCCUCCCGUUUCCUCUUUUUCUUCCUUCCCUCAACUCAUACGCCGGUCUUUCCUACUCCAGAAGCAAGGCUGCAAGCAGCUUACCUCACCGCAUUCUUUCCCUCGCCUUGUCUGAGACGCCCUUUUUUGUUGCUUUUAUAUUUUGGUUCCCCGGCCCAACACCAUCCCCUUUCUCGAACGUGAUGUUUGGUAGAUCCUCUUUUGUUUCCGGCUCCGUUGCCGUCGUGUUAGCGCUCAUUACACUUGUCUCGCAGGCGAAUGCUUUCUGGCGCUUGCCAUGCUUAAACACAAUUCUGGUUGAGAGGAAUGAUCCUAUCGUCAAUCCGGGUACCGUCUCGGGGCACCUACACACCAUUAUGGGCGGCAAUGGGUUCGAUUUUACUAUGGACUACGAGAAGGCUCGGGCUUCGACUUGCUCUUCCUGUACGGUCAAGCAGGACCUUAGUAAUUACUGGAUUCCUAGCCUUUUCUAGUGAGUACUUCUCAGCGGUAUAUACGGUAUAUACGUUGUCUUUGAUUGGAUGAGUGCUAAGAGGUUGGUUUCUUAUUUUCUUAUAGUCGGGCUAAGAACGGGUCUUUCUUUCCAGUUGAGCAGAUUGGUGGUGCCACCAUCUAUUAUCUGUAAGUUUCUUUGGAUGAAUAUGACGAGACAUUCUGUUCUAAAAUUAGUCAGACAACGUCGUGACCCCCCCGAGGAGAAGUUGAAGGCUUUCCCCCCUGGUUUCCGUAUGGUCACAGGGGACCCAUGGCUUCGCCAUAAUAAUAUUGUUAGUGGACAAGGAGACGCUUUUACCUACAUCUGCCUCGACUACAGCGGUCGCUCAAAGGGAUUGAAGGAUAGAUAUAACGAAUUCCCUGACCGCAACUGUCCUAGGUGCUUACAUUUCCCUUUGCGAUAUAUCACGAUAUCAUGCUAACAUUGUCUCCAGCGGUCUUCGUGUCCAAAUCUUCUUCCCGUCGUGCUGGAACGGCAAGGACCUCGAUUCCCCCGACCACAAAUCCCAUAUGGCAUACCCUACCAACGUCAACUUUGGUAAAUGCCCCACCUCCCACCCUGUGAGGUUUAUAUCCAUCUUUUACGAAGUCAUCUUCAACACCAACGCUUUCAAAGACCAAUGGUACGACAACAAACAGCCAUUUAUCCUAUCCAACGGCGAUCCAACCGGGUACAGUUUGCACGGCGAUUUUGUUAACGGAUGGGACGUUAACGUUCUCCAGAAAGCGAUAGACACAUGUAAUUCGGCGUCUGGAGUCGUGGAGGAGUGUGGUGUGUUUAAGUUUUUUGAAAGGGAUCGGUCCCAGGACUGUAUGGUGCCCCCGAGGGUUGAGGAGCAGACCACGGGGUGGUUGGAGAAGCUUCCAGGAUGCAAUCCCGUUCAGCCCGGUCCCGCACGCGCUAUUCAACAUGCCAACUGUGGCGCUCAGGAGGAUAUUGGCGCGCCUAUGAAGUACUAUACUGACGUUUCUGCUAAGAAUUGGGAGUAUGUUGGAUGUGUCAUGUAUGUCUAUCAAUUUCCGUCCAUCGGCCCCCCCGUGUACUGGCAAUUGCGACGGCCACAAUGCUGACUGGGUGGGAUAACAGGGACAACUUAAAUUCCCGCACUUUCCCGGAGAGGGUGGACUUCAACGACCUCACGGUUGAGAAGUGCAUAGACUACUGUGUGAGUAAAGGCUUCGGUUUUGCCGGUAUGGAGUACAGCAGAGAGUGCUAUUGCGGAAAGUCUGCUCCCCCACAGGACCGCAUGGGGUACUCCAGGUGUACCACCCCCUGCGCCGGGGACAGCAAGCAGUACUGCGGCGCUGCUCAGAGGCUCUCGACAUAUAAGGCUAAGGGACCAGGUUCUGGUACCUCCGACACCCCAUAAGGAUCCACCGCUACCACCACCACUACACCGCCACAGACCUUUUGGGGACCAAGUAGCUGUGAGGGAGGUUUUGCGGUUUUCGCUUCUUUGUGUAGUAUAAUUUUGCGGUAGCGUCUUUUUUUCCCAUUUCCCGCCUUUUUGUGGCAUUCCGGGUUUGUUUAUUUCAUACUCUCUUAGGGUUUGGCCGGCCUUACUUAUAAAUAAUAUGCGCGUACACACCUAUUUCACUUUUUCAGCUACAGUAUAUCAACCUCCCAAUGUGUUUCUCCCGAUGUGCGUGCCUACGCGGGUAAAUCUAGGGUGAGGUCCUUUCUCUUAGCUAAGGAUGCAUGACCAGAAGGAAGGCCAGCGAGAUAAACCUUUCGGAUGGUAUAGUGGUGCAAACGGGAAGGCUGCCUGCAUGUAUGGACUACCGUAAUUACCUGAACCAAAAACUCAUUCAUUGAUUUUACUUACCCAUCUAGGUAACCGACACCGGGCGAAGUUCGAAUAAGGAAAGAACAGCCCUGUGUAGUCCUACUAACUGCUCUCCAUUGUAGAACCCACCCGUAUUUACUACUUGUUCGCUACUCGUUCUUGAGACAAAUUGCCUAAUGCAGUGAUUAUUACAACGAGUGAUCCCAUGUGACUACCCCACCCGUUUCUCUUCAGGUAUCAUACUCGUGGCGCCCGGCUUGAGGGUUGGGCGCAAUGGACUAAACGAGGUUAUCACAAGUUCGCGAAUGCCUUGUAAUUGUACUCUCCUGCUCCUGUUAUGCACUUACGGAUGUACGCGUGUCCGAGGCGCUUGGCCGAGCAUUUAGAUUGUCCCUCCAAAUAUAGUCUUGCUCCCAUCCAAAUGUACCCCUCUUCAUCACUCAUAUGCGAUUGCGCCUUUGCGCACGAAGGGGCCUUUUUUUUCCCCCUUCGUUAGAUAUCAGUAGCCAUCGUUCCUAAAUUUCUCUUUCUCUUCUCUUGAAGACGUAUCCGUUCCGAUUGUUCGUUCGACCUUUAACAAAUUGGUAAUGUUAUUAUGAAAUUUAGUCUCUUGCGGAAACCCCCAGAUCUAUAUGUGGAUGGGAUGGCUUGGAUAAGUAUAAAAAAAAUCCCCUCUUGGUUUUCCGUGGCGUGCCUAGCUAGAACAGUAGUUAAUAUGUCAAGAACUGAUUAGUUCCUGAGCAAUUAGUGGGAGUCCGGGAGUUUAAUUCCCCCUCACACCGAGUUAUUAUUGAACAAUCCAUCACGUAGGGAAAUUCUUGCCCUAUGGGGGAACUGGGAGAUUAAGGACUUUGGUAUUUCUCGAUAGGGCUGUAGGGCGAAUCGGAUCUGCUAUGAGGUGUUAGAAACCGAUUCUAGGCCAUACUCCUAGUAUCAUGCGGGUUCGGUCCUGAAAGCUGACCGGGUCAAAAGAUAACUGGCAGAGUAAGAUGAGCUCUUGUACCUAGGUGGACCACCCUUUUUUCAUUAGUUGGGUUGGUGAGCCUUAAUCUGGACUUUAGAUCAGGUUCACGGAAGAGGCCUCAGGAAUAGUGGGGAGGCGGUAGAUGACAUAGCGAGCAAGCAGCUAACAAUAGGUACCCUAGCGGGUGAUAUGACAUGAACUAGGACCCUCCUUCCUGGAGUAUGGAUAGCCCAACGUGAUACUAAGAAGUGUACUGCCGGCUCUUCGAGAGGGAGGGAUAGUAUGGCCAUACUACUACCUAGGACUGAGAUGGCAGGGUUGAGAUAACGUAGCUGAGAGUGUCUUCGGGCUGGUAUAGUGAGCUGUUGGGCGGGAAGGUAUCAUACUUAGGGACCAAAAUUGUCCC
Molecule: messenger RNA, 5410 nt
Organism: Tuber aestivum (summer truffle)
Lineage: Eukaryota; Fungi; Ascomycota; Pezizomycetes; Pezizales; Tuberaceae
Source: the annotation of a GenBank genome assembly